Messenger RNA from Thrips palmi, 984 nucleotides. Its product is annotated as pathogenesis-related protein 5-like. The transcript has 5 exons. The record is from RefSeq and is a predicted model, not a curated record. The coding region runs from base 110 to 814 and encodes 234 amino acids. NCBI's taxonomy places the organism in Eukaryota, Metazoa, Arthropoda, Insecta, Thysanoptera, Thripidae. Gene Ontology annotation, cellular component: extracellular region. Gene Ontology annotation, biological process: defense response.
AGGGAACAGACUCAGUAGUAAUAUAAGUAAGUCCGAAGAGUUCAGGGAACAGAUUUGUGCAGACCUCCUUCAACGCAACACAGCAAAAUAGAUUAUUGAAGAAUUUGCAAUGGCUGUUUCCCACCUAGUUCUCUUACUGAUGAUAUGGACUCAAUCUUACGGCUCAGAGGCGGUCCAGUUUAGGUUGCUCAACAAAUGUGGAUUUACAGUGUGGCCCGGUAUGUUGACUAGUGGUGGUUCCGCCGAAGGAUGGAAGCUCAAACCUCAAGAGACCAUGACGAUCAGCAGGGAUGGAAACUGGUCCGGCCGUUUUUGGGGAAGAACAGGUUGCAAGUUCAAUGGCUCUGGUGAGGGGCGUUGUGCAACAGGAGACUGCAACGGACUAAACUGUCGCGGAGGCGGCGUCCCCCCAGUGACGUUGGCGGAGUUCACACUGGGAGGGUAUGGUGGCAACGACUUUUAUGACGUGAGCUUGGUGGACGGGUUUAACAUCCCUUUGAAGAUACGUCCCAAAGAUGGAAGCGGUUCUUGCAGGGUGACAAGUUGCAAAUCUAAUGUGAACGCUGUGUGUCCAAACGAUUUAAAGGUUUGGAACGGGAACUCCGUCGUGGCAUGCAAGAGUGCGUGCCUUGCAUGGGGGGAGUCCCAAUACUGCUGCACUGGCGCUCACAACAAGCCGGCGACCUGCCCACCAUCCACUUUCAGUCGGAUCUUCAAGGACACUUGCCCUGACGCCUACAGCUAUGCAUACGACGAUCUGACAAGCACGUUCACGUGUUCAAGUGCAAACUACGACAUUACUUUCUGCCCAUAGAGAGCUCAGAGAACAGACAACGUUUCAGGGAAGAUGAAAAGGAAAGUGGCGAUUUUAAAACAGAAAUUCAACCCCUUCACUACAAGUGAAAUAUUUACGAAUUUCUUUAUUAUUAUUACGGUUAUUCUAUAAAUGAAUGUAAACUGAAACAAAUAAAAUUUUUCGGGAAA